UAUCAGUGCCAAUAUUUGGAAGAAGUAUACCUAGCUGGUGGAACUGGAAGUAUACCUAGCCUUGCUUUAAUAUUUAAUUUUCUUUACUGCUUUGAUUUGACUUUUGAUAUGGCAUCCCGUAAUCUCAGUGACUCCAGCGAUGAUCCGGACGAUCCGGGACCGCGCCGUCCGGCGUUCGGCAGCUCGGCCAAGCGCCGCGCGCCGCCGUCCGGUCCGACCCGCUCUCCGGACCUGCAGAUGCCGACCCUGGCCGGCGCUGGGGGUCGGUCGUUCUCCAGCGACGAUGACGGCCCGGUGCCGCCGCCGGAGCAGCGCUGGCCGGACAGUUUCCCUGCAAAGAAACGACACCACUCGCCCGAUAGAGAGGAUUCGCAACUGAAGCUGCCGCCCGUCAAAAAGAAGAAAACGGUGGCCGAGUACAGCUCGGUGGCACAGAAAAUGAUGGCGGGCAUGGGUUUCAAGCACGGCAGCGGUUUGGGUAAGUCCGGCCAGGGCAUCGUCGACCCGGUGGAGGCCUCCACACAGCGCGGCCGGCGCGGUCUGGGCCUGCAGCUGCCCGGUCUGGAGCCGGCCACCGACCUCGAGUGGGACCCCGCCGACGAAGUUGUGGAGGUGGAGGAGAGCAUCUCGUGGAUGCCCUCCUACGACCAGGAGAUCCCCUCGCUGGAGACGAUGCUGGACUGGAUGGAGGAGGGACCUCGGAAAAAGGAGCUCGAUGGCGAGACAGAGUUCUGUUCGGCCAAAGUCCUCUCAGACGUGCUCAACUGCAAGAGCGUGUUCGACCAGCUACAGCCGGAUGAGAUGCGGCGCGCUCGCAGCCGCUCCAACCCGUUCGAGUCGAUCAAGGGCGUAUUCUUUCUGAACCGAGCCGCCAUGAAGAUGGCUAAUAUGGACGCACGGUUCGACUUCAUGUUCACCAAACCUACACACCCGGACGGGGGCGACCAGCUGGGCGACAACGACAUCCUCUAUUUCGCCGACGUGUGCGCCGGCCCGGGCGGAUUCUCCGAGUACGUCCUAUGGCGCAAACGGUGGCGCGCCAAGGGAUUCGGAUUCACGCUGAAGGGAGAGCACGACUUCAAGCUGCACGACUUCCACGCCGGGCCGGCCGAAACGUUCGAGCCACACUACGGUGAGGGCGGAAUCCAGGGAGACGGGGACGUGUUCCGCCGGAAGAACCAGCAGGCGUUCCGCAACUACGUGCUCAGGCGGACAGGCGGACUCGGCGUCCACUUCAUGAUGGCAGACGGGGGUUUCUCGGUGGACGGACAGGAGAACAUUCAGGAGAUUCUCUCCAAGCAGCUGUAUCUCUGCCAGUUUCUCACUGCGCUCAACAUUGUGCGGACAGACGGCCACUUUGUGUGCAAGCUGUUCGACCUGUUCACGCCGUUCAGCGUCGGUCUGGUCUACCUUAUGAGCAUGGCGUUCAGGGAGGUGUGCAUCAUGAAACCCAACACCAGCCGGCCGGCCAACUCGGAAAGGUUCAUCAUCUGCAAGUGGCGCCGACCGGACACGGACGACAUUCGGGAGUACAUGGACCGGAUCAAUCAGCGACUGGAGCAGCUGGGCUCCGUCUCUGCCGAGGACGUCACCAGCAUAGUGCCGCUGAACGUGCUGAAGGAGGACGCCGCCUUCUGCGACUACAUCACAGAGUCCAACAAUGUUCUCGGCGAGCGUCAGAUCACCGGUCUGACCAAGAUCCGCACUUUCUACCGGGACACCUCUCUGCGAGAGGACCGGCAGCAGGAGCUGCGCCAGCAGUGUCUCUCCGUGUGGAAGGUACCGGAUCGAGCGCGCACCUCCCGGCCGCCGGCGCAGCGCCCAGAGGCGGCGCUCCGCCAGAUGGGGGCGGAACACGAGCUGGAGGCGGCCGCCGCUGGAGGAGUGAGGCUCGAUCAGAAGACGCUGCUCAGUCAUGUGCGCUCUCAGUUUGACUGGAGGGGCAUGCUGCUGGGGGUGGAGCCCGAUACGCGCCGAGACAGGUUCUUCGUGCUCGGUCUGGGCCGUAAGAACGUGUGGCGGCGCGGUCUGACCGAGCCGCAGUGGAGUAAGCUGGACGGCGUGGAGCUGCCGGCCGAGACGCUGGCUCUCGCCGAGCUGGUUCCCGAGCUGCGCGGCCGGCUGGCACAGCCCCAGGCGCAGCGGCGCGGCCAGGCGCUCCACCUGAUGGACGCGGCGGUGCUCGGCGGAGAGGACGUGCGUCGAAUGCCGCUGCCGCGCCGACUGGCCGCCUGCACCGCGUUCGCCGCGGCCGUCAACAAACCCACACGGUCGGAUCUGGCACCGGUGCGCUGCAAGAAGCCGUAUAAGAUGGAGGAGCUGCGCGGGCUGCUGGAAGGUUUCGAGCGGUGCCCGGUGAAGGGCUCUCACGGCCUCCAGCGUCUGGUCCAUGUGGUCGAUGAGGGCGAGGGGCCCGACGAGGUGGUGUUCUUCGUGCCCACCGGUCUGAUGAUGCUGCGCAGCACCAGAGACCCGUGGACGGUAUCGUUCAGCCGCACCCAACAGCGCCACUACUGGUUCGACCGGCACCACAACAAGAGCUCCUUCACCGUCCCGGACGGCUCUGUGGCUGAAUUCCGACACUCGUUCCGCUCGCGGCUCGUGUGGCCGUGGAGGACAGACGGGAUCGGGGUGGCCGAGCCGGCCCCGCCCGAGUCGCCCGUUCUGUGCAGGGAGGCGGUGCUGAGCCAUUUGGCGCUGCCUCCCCACUGAGGGACGGGAGGUCAGUGGUUCUGGCGCUGCCUCCCCACUGAGGGACGGGAGGUCAGUGGUUCUGGCGCUGUCGUCUCACUGAGGGACGGCGAGAGGUCAGUGGGCUUAGCGCUCUGAUGGACGGAGAGAGUCAGCAGCGAACGGGCAGAGCUCCAGACGCCAAGCAUGAAUAAUUCGUCCCAUGGGGAUCGGCGGCUGGAUGGGUUAAACUACUGAUACAUCACCCCUAGGCGCCAAGCAGGGUCAUUUUGUCCAUUCGGCAUGGGAACGCUUCCAUUUGAGGCAUGAACUGUCAUGAGUCAGUCUGCCGUCGAAACCACUCGGUCACGAGAGAGAAACUCCGUCCGCUUACGUACAGAGGGACUUCGAUAAGGGGUCAGUUAGUCCUGAUGGUACCCUCUACUCUCCGUGAGUCUUCCCUUAUUUGCGAGUGAGGCAUUGCUCCAGGAUAGCGUCCUGUCCACCGACUGUUCAGAAAAGGUGAAAGAUGUGAUCGACUCCACUGCAGUGUCUGGUAAGGGAUGUGGCGAUACGGUAUGGGUUGAUCGCGGCAGGGUCUGGCUGUGCGGGGUUGUGCCGAAACGGUUUUCUGAGGGCGUGAAACGCUGGAGUCUGUCCGUUUACUUGCCAAUCGGAAAUGUGAUCGUAGUAAGAUUUGCUACGUUAGGAAACCUACUGCGUGAUGAAUGAUAAACUUGUUUUGAUAGUAUAGACUUCUGCCUGUGGUAUUUGAUGACCGAAUGAAUGUCAUUUCGACGGUGUGACGUAUGGAACGUUUCUACGUCUGAGGAUCUCGGCAGUUGACAUAUGCUGUAAGGAGUUUUGUCCGGUGUCUGCUCUACUGAAGGGUUAGGAAGGGCGCGGCCCUGUUUACGUUGUGAUUUGUUCCCUGCGUUUUUAACCGAUGUUGGCUGAAGUGUUUGAUUCUCGAGUUGUAGGACGGUGUGUUUUUUUUUUUUUGCUGUUUAGUUUGGAAAAGGCCUGCAUUGUGCCUUACUGUGCCGAUGUGAUCACUGUAGUGUUGAUAACGUCUCACAGAGUAUGCCCCUUCCGUUGCGGGUGAUACGCUCCAGUUACCUGCCAUCGCUUAGUGCUUGUGUCCAUUGUGAAUCAGGGUUAUCACUUAUCGUCUGACGUUUUCCUUAGCAUGCUUCUUUUUCAGGGGGAAGACCGUUAACCAUGGUGUUAUCAGCCAGUUUGUACAGUGCAAUGGCUAAUAAGCUUUUUCAGUGAUUUUGUGUACUGAAGAUUAAAGCCGGAGUUCAAAAUGCUUGGUACAUUUCGUAUGACUCCAUGUAGCUGGGCUUCACAGCAGGGGCGUCGACACCGGUCCGACUUUUCCGACUAGUCGGACCACUUUUUCGACUAGGCGGUGCCCUGCUGUGGCUCGCGGGGGCCCCUGCUGCAGACCGCGGGGGCCCUACUGCGGCUCGGAGGGCCCUGCUAGAGACCGCGGGGGCCCUGCUGCGCCUCUGGGGCCCUGCUAGACACCGCGGGGCCCUGCUGCGGCCCGCGGGGUCCCCUUCUGCGGCCGCGGGGGCCCCUGUUGGGGCUCUCGGGGGGCCCUGCUGCGGCCACGGGGGCCCCUGGGGGCUCCCACCGGUGGGGGCCCCCCGAGAAAAAGUCGGACCAGUUUUCCUUACGCGUCGACGCCCCUGCUUCACAGUCCACAUGGCGCUAAGCUCCAACUCGAAAUUUAGCACUGCCAACUGUGCUUUUCUGCUGCCAAGGACUCCUUGUCGACCGCCGUGAUGUGUUUAGAAAUGUACUGGGCGACGGGUUUGCCACUUGUUCCAAUACACGUCCUGUGUCGCUA
Molecule: messenger RNA, 4528 nt
Organism: Amphibalanus amphitrite
Lineage: Eukaryota; Metazoa; Arthropoda; Thecostraca; Balanomorpha; Balanidae
Product: cap-specific mRNA (nucleoside-2'-O-)-methyltransferase 1-like
Exons: 14
Coding region: 109-2712 (867 amino acids)
Biological process (GO): 7-methylguanosine mRNA capping
Cellular component (GO): nucleus; cytoplasm
Molecular function (GO): nucleic acid binding; methyltransferase cap1 activity
Source: RefSeq, a predicted model, not a curated record